CAACGCAGACUGGUACCCUGAAGGGUCCUGAAUGUCACGCACUUGCACGUGUGCUCGUCCUGUACGCUGUAACCAUGGCGGACAUGCAGAUGAAGCUUCUCCGCAAGAAAAUACAGAAAAGGAACGAAAAGAACAAAGAGCGCAAACUACAGAAGACGCGAACAGAGGACGAAGAUGCCGUAAACAGGGUGGAAGAAGAGUGCUGUGAAGAACCGGCAGCAGCUUGUCAGACAGAAACUGGACCCAAGAAGAAGCAGAAGAAGCAGAACGGUGUACCGGUGGAUGUAAAGGCCAACACAGAGGAAACACAGCUAAAGAAGAAGAAGAAGAAAAGAAAGCUCACUGACACCGCUGAAUCACCAGCUGAGAAGAAGACCAAAACAGUGAAAGAAGAAAAAGAAGAAGAGGAGGAGGAAGAGACAAUAGAUGACAAGGAACAGCCUUCUGAUGAACCAGAAGAAGCUGCAGAUGAAGAAGAUGAUGAUGAUGAGGAAGAUGAUGAUGAUGAGGAGGAGGAGGAGGAGGAUGGCGACGACGACAACGAAGAAACUGGAGAGGGAGAUGAUGGAGAGGAAGAUCAACCUGAACUACCAUCUGGCUUAACAGGAGCCUUUGAGGACACAUCCUUUACCUCUCUCGCUGAUCUGGUGAGUGAAAGCACACUGAAAGGAGUGAAGGAGAUGGGCUUUGAACACAUGACUGAGAUCCAGCACAAAAGUAUUCGUCCCCUGCUGGAGGGAAGGGACGUCCUGGCUGCUGCAAAGACAGGCAGCGGUAAAACUUUAGCCUUCCUCAUCCCAUCUAUAGAGCUCAUCUACAAACUCAAGUUCAUGCCCAGGAACGGCACUGGUGUGGUGAUUCUUUCUCCCACACGUGAGUUGGCGAUGCAGACCUACGGUGUGCUUAAAGAACUGAUGACUCACCACGUGCACACGUAUGGCCUGAUCAUGGGUGGCAGCAACCGCUCAGCUGAGGCCCAGAAGCUGGCGAACGGCGUCAACAUCCUGGUGGCCACGCCGGGUCGACUGCUGGACCACCUGCAGAAUACCCCCGGCUUCAUGUUCAAGAACUUGCAGUGUUUGAUUAUAGACGAGGCCGAUCGUAUCUUAGAGGUGGGCUUCGAGGAAGAACUGAAGCAGAUCAUCAAACUGCUGCCGAAAAGGAGGCAGACCAUGCUGUUUUCAGCCACUCAGACCCGUAAGGUGGAGGACUUGGCUCGCAUCUCCCUGAAGAAAGAGCCCCUCUACGUCGGGGUGGAUGACAACAAAGAAAAAGCCACAGUCGAUGGUCUCGAGCAGGGUUAUGUGGUUUGUCCAUCAGAGAAGCGCUUCAUGCUGCUCUUCACCUUCCUGAAGAAGAACCGCAAGAAGAAGCUGAUGGUCUUCUUCUCUUCCUGUAUGUCUGUCAAAUUCCACUAUGAGCUUCUCAACUACAUCGACCUGCCCGUCAUGGCCAUCCACGGCAAGCAGAAGCAGACCAAACGUACCACCACCUUCUUCCAGUUCUGCAACGCUGACUCAGGCAUCCUGCUGUGUACUGACGUGGCAGCUCGAGGGCUGGACAUCCCCGAGGUGGACUGGAUCAUCCAGUACGACCCCCCAGAUGACCCCAAGGAGUACAUCCACAGAGUGGGCAGAACAGCUCGAGGCAUCAACGGUAAAGGUCACGCUCUGCUGAUCCUCCGGCCAGAGGAGCUCGGCUUCCUGCGCUUCCUCAAACAGGCCAAGGUCCCACUGAGCGAGUUUGAAUUCUCCUGGAGUAAAAUCUCUGAUAUCCAGUCCCAGCUGGAGAAGCUGAUUGAAAAGAACUACUACCUCCACAAGUCGGCACAAGAGGCCUACAAGUCAUACGUGAGGGCUUACGACUCCCACUCGCUCAAACAGAUCUACAGCGUCAACACCCUCAACCUCCCCAUGGUGGCGCUGUCCUUUGGCUUCAAAGUUCCUCCAUAUGUUGAUCUCAACGUCCACAGCAGUAAAGGUGGAAAGCUGCAGAAGCGAGGCGGCGGAGGCGGUUUCGGUUACCAGAAAAACAAGAACGUGCACAAGUCCAAAAUCUUCAAGCACGUCAACAAAGGAAGGAACGACAAGAGGCAGUUCUCUCGCUGAGCCUGCAAACUAACUAAAAUCUCUUCCUGGACUGAUUCUUCCUCUGUGUUUUUUUUUAAUUUCCUGCUUUGAACACGGUGUCAUAGAUUAUAUUAUGGCACAUCUGUCAGAUUAAAUCGUCACCCUCAGAUGUCAUUUAGCCCCAGUUUUUCCUUCCCUAUGAGUUGUGUGGAAAGUAUUUUGUAAAUGUAAACAAACAUAACUGUGGAUGUUUUGUUGAUGAAGGCCGCUGAAUUCCAUUUAUGCCGUUGAGGACUUCUGAUCAACAAAAACUCCCUUUUUCUAAUAUUUCUUCAUUUGCACCUGACCUGAAAUAUUAAAUCUAUCAACUUUGAAUAUA
This is a messenger RNA of Thunnus maccoyii (southern bluefin tuna), 2448 nucleotides long. RefSeq names its product DEAD (Asp-Glu-Ala-Asp) box polypeptide 18 (gene ddx18). Gene Ontology annotation, cellular component: nucleolus. The transcript is spliced from 14 exons. Lineage: Eukaryota; Metazoa; Chordata; Actinopteri; Scombriformes; Scombridae. Gene Ontology annotation, molecular function: RNA helicase activity; ATP binding; nucleic acid binding. The record is from RefSeq and is a predicted model, not a curated record. Bases 75 to 2108 code for a protein of 677 amino acids. Gene Ontology annotation, biological process: maturation of LSU-rRNA from tricistronic rRNA transcript (SSU-rRNA, 5.8S rRNA, LSU-rRNA).